Molecule: messenger RNA, 1311 nt
Organism: Amaranthus tricolor (Joseph's coat)
Lineage: Eukaryota; Viridiplantae; Streptophyta; Magnoliopsida; Caryophyllales; Amaranthaceae
Exons: 7
Coding region: 165-845 (226 amino acids)
Source: RefSeq, a predicted model, not a curated record
UAUCGAGUCAAUAUUCAGACGGAUAUCAAGCCUAGUGCACUUUUGCCAUAUCCUAAUGAGGAAAUGAUACUAGUUUGUCAAGCUAAGAAAUCUUUUAUUCCUUGGCCGUGUCACUUCAUUUUCCCAUUUCCCAGUGAUGUACAAAGUAAGAUGCAAACAAUUCUAUGUCAGAAUCUCAAAAUUCACCUUCAUCCUAUUUUCAAACUAAGGAUGAAGCUGCACAGCAAGAUGAUGGAAACAAACUCAUCUCACCAUCUCCGAAAUCACCUUCAUCAAUUUCAUCAUCAAAUCGGAAGUACCAAAUCACAGAUAAAGAUCGUGCCAAGCUGACCACAAACUUGGUAAAAAGUUUUAAAUUUGAAGCUUUAGCAAUGAGAAAAAGUGAAGAACAAAUCACUAUAGAAAUACCAGACUUUGUGUUCGGCAAUAAGCAUACUGUUGACAUUGAUUACAUAAACAUGCUUGAUUGGUGUUAUCAACGAGAAGUAGGAGUAGGGCACCUUUCAAUUUUUAUGAAGUAUUUGAAUGAAUAUUGUCAAGAAGAAGGUAUCUCUGGAAUGUAUGGUUUUUGUGAUGCUAAUAUGCUUUCUCCAUUAUCACCAAUAGAGAAAGAAGAGGAUCGAUCUAACUACUUGGCUAGCAUUUUCGUAUGUAAUAAUGCUAAGAAAAAAAACCAAUUAUUCAUGGCACCUUAUUACGAAAAUCGGCAUUGGAUGUUAUCAAUUAUUAGUCCAUGGAAGGGAUUGGUUUAUUGGUUAGAUCCUGCUGGUGUAGAAAAUAAAGUGCGUGAAAAUGCUCGUAAAAUUAUUUAUGAGGGGCUUGUGAAGUUUAGCAUGGUCCAUUGAAAGGAUCUCAAAAAAAUUAAAAAGAAUCCUAAAGUUGGUUGGAACAAACUAAAAUGUCCUCGUCAACCUCAAGACGCCAAAUACUGUGGAUAUUAUGUAUGCCGUUAUAUGCUUGAGACUAUUGAAAGUAGGCAACAAUUGAUUUUGGAUGAGUUUUCCCCUGGGGCUCCUUCAACUUAUUCUCAGGAGAGCAUUGAUCAAGUUCGAGAUUUAUGGAUUUCUUACGUUGUCAAACAUAGGCAACAAAAAUUGGAGAAGGAAGCAGAAGAUUUGGAUGAUGUGUUAUAAGGUUAUAUCGAUGGAAAUUAUUAAAGAUUAGAAUUCAUGAAGAAUUUUGAUGACAUUUGACUUUUGGAAUAAGAUAAUUGUAUAGUUGAAUUAUAGUCUAUAUAUAUGAUGAAAUGGUUUAUAAUUUUUGCUGUUGGUAUAGCAUGUAUGAACGCGUAUAUUUAAUGGUUUAUAUGGA